This is a messenger RNA of Phyllostomus discolor (pale spear-nosed bat), 1495 nucleotides long. Its product is annotated as cytochrome P450 2C21-like. NCBI's taxonomy places the organism in Eukaryota, Metazoa, Chordata, Mammalia, Chiroptera, Phyllostomidae. Gene Ontology annotation, biological process: xenobiotic metabolic process. Gene Ontology annotation, cellular component: cytoplasm; intracellular membrane-bounded organelle. Bases 12 to 1484 code for a protein of 490 amino acids. The transcript is spliced from 9 exons. The record is from RefSeq and is a predicted model, not a curated record. Gene Ontology annotation, molecular function: oxidoreductase activity, acting on paired donors, with incorporation or reduction of molecular oxygen, reduced flavin or flavoprotein as one donor, and incorporation of one atom of oxygen; iron ion binding; heme binding.
AAAACACAUCAAUGGAUCUCUUCAUAGUCUUGGCGAUUUGUCUUUCUUGUUUGAUUCUCCUUUUCCUAUGGAACCGAAGCUAUGCCCAAGGGAAGCUGCCACCUGGCCCUACUCCUCUCCCAAUUAUUGGAAAUGUUCUACAGAUAAAUAUUAAGAACAUCAAGGAAUCCAUAAGCAAGCUAGCAAAAGUCUACGGCCCAGUGUUCACUGUGUACUUUGGAAGGAAGCCCACUGUGGUGCUCUAUGGAUACGAGGCAGUGAAGGAAGCCCUGAUUGAUCGGGCUGAGGACUUCUCUGGCAGAGGCAGUUUGCCAGUUAUAGACAAUAUCCUCCAGGGAUCAGGUAUUGUUUUCAGCAAUGGGGAAAUAUGGAAACAAACUCGGCGAUUCUCCCUCAUGGUUUUGCGGAAUAUGGGAAUGGGAAAGAAGACUAUUGAAGACAGAAUUCAAGAAGAAGCCUUGUGUCUGGUGGAAGCAUUAAGAAAGACCAAUGCAUCUCCCUGUGAUCCUGCUUUCCUUCUGAGCUAUGUUCCCUGCAAUGUGAUGUGCUCCAUUAUUUUCCAAAACCGUUUUGAGUACAGUGACAAGCAAUUUCUAACCUUGAUAAACUAUUUUCAUGAGAACUUCAGAAUUGUAAGCACCUUCUGGAUACAGCUCUACAAUUCUUUCCCCUUUUUAAUACAUUAUCUCCCAGGAAGUCAUAAUGAAUUAUUUAAAAACAUUGCUGAACAGAAAAAAUUUAUUUUGGAGAAAGUAAAAGAACACCAGGAAUCCCUAGACCUCAACAACCCUCGAGACUUUAUUGACUACUUUCUGAUUAAAAUGGAAAAGGAAAAGCACAAUAAACAGUCUGUAUUUACUAUGGACCACUUGAUCACCACCAUAUGGGAUGUGUUUAGUGCAGGAACAGAGACCACAAGCUCCACCCUGAAAUAUGGAGUCCUGCUCCUGCUAAAGCACCCAGAGGUCACAGCUAAAGUCCGGGAAGAGAUUGACCGUGUGGUUGGCAGAGACCGGAGCCCCUGCAUGCAAGACAGGAGCCACAUGCCCUACACAGAUGCUGUGGUGCAUGAGAUCCAAAGAUACAUUGACCUCGUCCCUAACAACCUGCCCCAUGUGGUGAGCCGGGACAUUAAGUUCAGAGACUACUUUAUUCCAAAGGGCACAACCAUAUUUACAUCUCUGACUUCUGUCCUGCAUGAUGACAAAGAGUUCCCCAACCCAGAUCAAUUUGAUCCUGGCCAUUUCCUCGAUGAAAGUGGCAACUUUAAGAAGAGUGACUACUUCAUGCCUUUUUCAGCUGGAAAAAGAGUUUGUGCUGGAGAAGGCCUGGCCCGCAUGGAGCUGUUUUUACUACUGACCCACAUAUUACAGCAUUUUACCUUGAAAUCUGUGGUUGAUCCAAAGGACAUCGACACCACUCCACUUCUCAGUGGGUUAGGCUCUGUAUCACCCUCCUAUGAAGUCUGUUUCAUUCCAGUCUGAAGAAGGACAAG